GGAGUAAAACAAACACAAGGCAAGACAGAAGCAACAACUAGGACAGGGAUAACGAGGGGAAAGGAAAAGGGCAAAUAUAAAGUGCCUGAGUAAACAGAAAAGGAUGUGGAUCACACUGGAUAUGUUAUCAUUCUCUGUUUUAAUGUGAAAAAACAUGCAGAGAAUAGAAAAUGAUGGUUGGCUGUUCUGUGUGUCUGGUGGUCUGGAGUUUUCUCUGGAUGUUAGCUUCUGCAGAAGGAGAUGCUGAGGUGUCCUGUGUUUUUAUGGAGAGCUGCAUCUUACCGUGCAGCUUUCAGAGCAGCACUGAUGUUGUCAUCUUCUGGAUUCAUGUGACAGCAGGAGACACUCUUGUCCACUCCUACUACCACAACCAAGACCAGCUGGGACGCCAGGACCAGCGCUUCAGAGGCAGGACAUCACUGUUCAAGGACCAGAUCUCCGGAGGAAACGCCUCGCUCCAGCUGACUGGGGUCCAGGUUCAGGACCAGGGGAGAUACAAGUGCUACACCAGCACCAUCGCUGCCAACAAGGAGUCAUUUAUCAACCUACAAGUGGACGCUCCGGUCCAUAAAGUCGACAUGGAGCAGGAAGAAAACAGGAUCACCUGCAGCUCAGAGGGGAUCUACCCUGAGCCUGAACUCACCUGGUCCACCAGCCCUCCGUCCAACGUGGCCUUCAAGAACACAACCAGCAGAGUCCAGCAGACUGAACAGCUGCUCUACAACAUCAACAGCUCUCUGAUACUUUCAGACAGGGUUACUGAUCUGGUCUACAGCUGCACCGUCAGCACUCGCAGCAACAGGAGGAGAGCCACUUUGAGGGAACUGACUUCUCUCGAUGGUUCCAGCUCUGACACAACAAUCCCCUGCUCUGCCUCAAACACUUCCCUUCUGAACUUCAGCCUCGUCUGGAGAUUCAACCACAGUCGGAUCAUCCUGAACCGGACCAGGACCAGCGUCCCCUACACAGUCUCAGAGGAGUGGAGGCAGCAGGUGAAGGGUGUGUCUGAGUCAGGCAGCCUCACACUACAAGACUUGUCUUUGAAACAGGAGGGGAUAUACACCUGUGAACUCAGCGAUGACGAGGAGACAAACAUAACCAACACCCUGCUGAGGAUAGAGGAAGGGAGUCAAACUGGUGUCACACGUGUUAUUGUAGGUUUGGUGGUUGGAGCCAUUUUUGUUGUAGUUCUAGCAGGACUUGGUGUACGGUACUACAAAAGGAAGAGCCACUCGAAGGAAUGUGAGACCAGAGACAAAGUCUGGAAGCAAACGUUUGACUCCGCAAUGAACCCCUGAGUAACUGCAAGAUGCAACAACCAGCUGCUGCAGUGAGAUGAAGUCACACUGUGCUGCUCUGAAGUUUCACUGCAUUAAACUAAUGUGAGCAAAACUUCCAUUGAGGAAUCCAUGUGAGAUGGACAAGACUAAAAAAGACUAAAAGUAGCUGCUAGAGUGAAGACAAACUCAGUCCAAACACUGAGUCCACUAAAUGGAUGAUCAUGAACUUUAUUCAGAUAUUAAAUCAGCUAAUAACUUUGAGCUGCUACAGUCUGUUUGUAAUCCUGUGUUACUUUCAGUAACAGUUCCAGCUCAUUGUUGGUCCGUGCAAACAAUAUCUGGUGUGAUUCUUUGUCUGUAGUAUUUCAUUCUUUCCCCAAAUCUUCUGUGGAAUAGACCAUCUUGCUUUUUGUUUACACCGGCACAUGCAUGCCCAGUGUACGUGAACGGCCACUUAAUGUACGUUUUCAGUCGUUUUAAUAUAGUGAUGGGAAAAGUGAGUCUUUUUGCUGAAUCGGAUCUUCAAAUCUCGUUCAGCAAAAUUAACUAAUGUUUUUUUGAGUCAUUUCGUUCAUUUGAACCAGGCUGGUUUUUGCAGCUCUGCAGCCCUCUAGUGGGCGAUUAAAAAACAGCGCAGUUCUCAAACACAGAAGGCUGCCUGGCUUGCUUUAAUUGACAAAGUAUAAUGCUCAAAUUCACCUCUUGAUCUUUCUUUAUCAUGGUUCUAUAAAGCCCCAUGGAGCCACAACCAAAUUCAAACCAUGUAAAAACCACAGAAAUAUGUUGUCAAUAAUCAAUCGCCACUACUAACGGCUAAAUCCGUCCGCCGAGCUGUCACGUGACAAAUGAACGACUCAAACAGACCCACAGAAGAGAGUCGUGAACUAACAAUACUGUUUCCUGUGCUGCCGGAGCCCGGGCAGCUGCCGUGUGAUGCGUGAACGUGAGAGUCCAAGACUAUUCACUAUUCUAACAAAUUAGUCAUUGAGACUACUCGUUCCUCCUGAGUCAUAAACAAGAUUAGGCCAAAUGAACAAGCUACUCACUGAACGACACAACGGAGAUACGCACUCAGAUACGCAGCUAAAAUGCUGGUGUGGACGGGGA
Micropterus salmoides (largemouth bass) is the source of this 2387-nucleotide messenger RNA. RefSeq names its product CD276 antigen-like. The record is from RefSeq and is a predicted model, not a curated record. Gene Ontology annotation, biological process: negative regulation of T cell proliferation; cellular response to lipopolysaccharide; T cell costimulation. Bases 171 to 1298 code for a protein of 375 amino acids. The transcript has 6 exons. Gene Ontology annotation, cellular component: external side of plasma membrane. NCBI's taxonomy places the organism in Eukaryota, Metazoa, Chordata, Actinopteri, Centrarchiformes, Centrarchidae.